GUCAUACAAUUUCACUUACAUCCCCUCUUUACAAUUCCCUUCUCUCUCUAUCCAACUUGGUUACCUUUGUUUGCUUCUCUUUGUUUUCUUCUUGCUUUCACUCCAUAUGGAACCCCAGCAACAGCAAAACCAACAAGCUCCAAAUGAGGAUUGUGGUGGUGGCAGCGGCAAAGGAAGCUUUCUUUGCAGGCAAAGUAGUGCACGGUGGACUCCUACCACUGACCAGAUUAGAAUAUUGAAGGACCUUUACAACAAUAAUGGAGUUAGGUCCCCGAGUACUGAUCAGAUUCAAAGGAUCUCUGCUAGACUUAGACAGUACGGAAAAAUCGAAGGCAAGAAUGUCUUUUAUUGGUUUCAGAACCACAAGGCUCGUGAGAGGCAGAAGAAAAGGUUCACCACCACGACUAAUCAUCAAGUCCCCAUGCAAAGCCCUACCACUGCAGCAAAUAACAAGUAUCCCAACAUAAGUCCUGGUUAUUCUCCUACAUCUCUUUCUUCAACUGGUGCUCUUACUGUUGGGCAGAUAGGAAACUAUGGCUAUGGGUCUAUAACCAUGGAAAAGAGUUUUAGGUUAAGUGCUGAUUGCUCAAUAUCAGCAUGUGGUGGUAGUACAAGUGUAGGCGAAUCCCUGAGUCACAACUUUGGAUGGGUUGGGUUCGAUCCUACUUAUUCUUCGUCCUACACAUUCUUUGAGCACAAAAAAUUCAUGGAAGAGAGACAAAAAGAUGAAGAUGAUGCAGAAGAAGAAGCUGCUGCUCCACAAAUUGAGACCCUCCCUCUCUUUCCCAUGCACAGUGAAGACGAUAAUGGUUUUUGCAGUAAUAUUAAGCCCAGACUAGACAGCUGCUACUCUGGGUGGUACAAGUCUGAAGAUGGCUACACUGGUUCUCGUGCCUCACUUGAGCUCAGCCUCAACCCAUAUGCAGGCAGAUCACAAGAUUCUAUCUGA
This is a messenger RNA of Gossypium arboreum, 949 nucleotides long. RefSeq names its product protein WUSCHEL. Bases 107 to 949 code for a protein of 280 amino acids. The record is from RefSeq and is a predicted model, not a curated record. Lineage: Eukaryota; Viridiplantae; Streptophyta; Magnoliopsida; Malvales; Malvaceae. Gene Ontology annotation, biological process: plant organ development. Gene Ontology annotation, molecular function: DNA-binding transcription factor activity; DNA binding. The transcript is spliced from 3 exons.